Messenger RNA from Passer montanus (Eurasian tree sparrow), 2763 nucleotides. It is a transcript of the gene SLC60A2, whose product is annotated as major facilitator superfamily domain containing 4B. The transcript has 4 exons. Bases 182 to 1903 code for a protein of 573 amino acids. Lineage: Eukaryota; Metazoa; Chordata; Aves; Passeriformes; Passeridae. The record is from RefSeq and is a predicted model, not a curated record.
UAUAAGGGCACUUCCUCGGGCACCGUGGCACACACUUGCAGCGGUGCGGAGUGUCAGCUGCCGCGGGAAUGCCGCUCCCCGGCGCCGAGCCCUGCUCCCCGGAGGAGCCCCCGGCGGAGGAGGAAGCGGCGGCGGCGUCCCCUCGGGCCCGGAGCGGCCCUCGGAGCCGGCGGCGGGAGCCAUGGCCGAGGCCGAUCGGGAGCUGCGCGUCCCCUUCAUCGAGGCGGAGGAGACGGAGACCGAGACCGAGAAUGAGGCGGAGGCAGCAGCGGCGGCGGCGGCGGGGGCCGGCGGCGGCUGGCGCUGCGGGCGCUGCCCGGCCGGGGCCGCGCUGCGCUGGUGCAUCACCGGGACGCUCUGCGCCUCCUUCCUGGGGCUGGGGAUGAGCAUCGCGGUGCUGGGUCCCACCUUCCCCACCCUGGCCGCCAAUGUCGGCAAGAACGUCUCAGACAUCUACUACAUCUUCGUGGGCCGCUCGCUGGGCUCCCUGGGCGGGUCGGUGGUCGGCGGGGUGCUCUUCGACUGCAUGAACGCCGCUCUGCUGCUCGCCUUCUCCAUGCUUGGAACAGCAGCUGGUCUUUAUGCCAUACCCUGGUCUAAGGAAUCCCUGCUAUUGACAAUCUUGAUGUCAGUUAUUGGAGGUUCCAUGGGAAUUCUGGACACAGGUGGCAAUGUACUGGCACUGUACACCUGGGGAUCAGACGCUGGGCCACACUUGCAGGCUUUGCACUUCAGUUUUGCUGCUGGUGCAUUUCUGGCUCCUAUCGUGGCUCAGAUGGACUUGGGGACUUCUGAAUCUCAAGAACUCGCAGGGGCUGAAAAGACAAACCAGUCUGUCCUCAAGUCUGUGCCGACAGCUGCAUCGACUACGCCAGCACCGAAUGAGCAUCACAAUGAAAGCUUUUUGUGGUCCUAUAUUUUCAUAGGGACCUAUAUUCUCUUAGUUUCCAUCUUCUUUUUUGCAUUGUAUUCAAAGACCAGCUCAACUAGAGACAAAUCAAAGCCUUCUGCGCAGAAGGACAAGCUUGCCAAGUACCACUGGCCUCUAGUUGGUCUCCUCUUCGUGUUCUUCUUGUUCUAUGUGGGAGCUGAGGUCACGUAUGGCUCCUAUGUAUACACUUAUGCAGUGGUCUUUGCUGAGAUGAAGGAAAGUGAAGCAGCUGCUUUGAAUUCCGUCUUCUGGGGCGCGUUUGCCGUGUGCAGAGGAGUGGCGAUAUUCGGAGCUGCCUUCCUGUCCCCUGCCACCCUGAUCGUGAUGAGCCUCCUGUGCUCUGCUGCCUCCUCCACAGCCCUGGCCUUCUUUGCUCACUACCGAGCCGCACUCUGGGCGGGAACCACCGUGUACGGAGUGUCCAUGGCCACCAUCUUCCCCAGCGGCAUCGCCUGGAUCGAGCAGUACACCGUGGUGGAAGGGAAGACGGCUUCUCUGUUCGUGGUGGGCGCGGCGCUGGGCGAGAUGUGCAUUCCCGUGGCGGUGGGCUAUCUCCAAGGCAGGUACCACCACGUUCCUAUAGUUAUGUACACUGCCUUCGUCACUUCUGUAGUGACAGUCCUGCUCUUCCCCGCCAUGUACAAACUGGCCACCUGGCCCCAGCAGCGUGACUCGCAAGGAGGGAGCGACAGGGAGACCAGGAAAACUUUGUUGUCGAACUCGAGGCUUACUGAGGACGAGGAGGAGGAGGAGCACGUGAGAGAGUGGAACGAUGCAGACUUUGAGGUAGUAGAAAUGAAUGACAAGCUGACAGACUCUGUGACGGACACCUCCCGUAGGGUACCAGGGGACUCUGCAGCUGAAGUCUCUCUCCAGCCCCAUCUGCACGAUGCAUCGGGCGAUCCUCCAGUGGUUGCUGAUGGCUCCCCUGGUAGACAAAAUGGGAUUGUCGACUGGGAGAAGAGUGAAUAGAGUCACAGCUGACUUUUUUUUUUUUUAAUGGAAAUGCAAUUGAAUUGUAGCUGUUGUCAAGUGGUUCAGGAAUCCUUUCAUAGUGGUGCAGAGCUCAGCGUGUUCAUUUUCCCAGUCCUUUCUCCUCUUUCAUGUUCAGCCUGCAGGGAUAUGUCUUGGAGUGGGAAGGUCCUCAGUGAUGUGAAAGAGGCAACAUGACAAAUGUUUGGCUAUGCCAAAACUCUUAAAAUAUGAGGCAUGCAUCCUGUAGUAACUGGGAAUGAAGGGGACUGCUCAGACUGCUCAGUUUUUUGAGGUGGGUGAAAGGUGCAGGUCUGAGAUGCUUUGUCACAAAAUGGUUUCAUGAGAGAGGAGAGACAUCUGUAACUGGUAAUGCUGGAACUUGCUUACCUUGUGAAGGAGGAAUGUUUCCACUGUGUUUGACAAGUGUGUGUGAUCCAAUCAGUUACAAUUUCUGGUGUUGCCCAGCAGCUGUAAAUUGAAUAACCUUUUGGCAAACUAUAGGAAUUUUUGGUUCUGAGACAAAGACAAGAAAAAAUUGGGAAUUAUUUCUUAGGCGUGAAACCGUGCCUUGGGUCACUUAAAAGCAGUUUAUGAGAAAGGGCACAAAAUAGGCCAUUGUUUAUCUGCUCAAAUGCAUAACUCCAACCUACUAAACAGUGGCAACAAAUCUAAAUAAUCAAAAGUAUUUCUGAUUUUAAUUAUGGCACUACUGCUGAAAUCAACAAAUGUAUGCAGAAGAUGAUACAAUUAUCAUGUAAUCUUUGAAUGGUUUGAGUUGGAAUGGACCUUUAAAGAGCAUCCAGUUCCAACCUGCUGCCAUGGCAGGGACACCUUCCACUGGACCAGGUUGCUCAGAA